This is a messenger RNA of Paraphaeosphaeria sporulosa, 465 nucleotides long. RefSeq lists its product as uncharacterized. The record is from RefSeq and is a predicted model, not a curated record. The transcript is spliced from 2 exons. NCBI's taxonomy places the organism in Eukaryota, Fungi, Ascomycota, Dothideomycetes, Pleosporales, Didymosphaeriaceae. Bases 1 to 465 code for a protein of 154 amino acids.
AUGGCCAAACUUGAGAAAUAUAGAAGAGAGAUCUGCCGCGACAUCAUACCAGUUGAUGCGCAAGUCCAUAUCCACGCCAGGUUCAGAAAGUAUACCUGGACACGAAUCAACUCUACUCUACUCCUCAUCAUCAUCGUCGUCGUCACCGUCACCGUCGUGCUGGGAGUGGGCUUGGGGCCUGAGGGCUUGGAGCUAGGCGCUGGGGGGGCGGAAGGCUUGGAGCUGGGUGCGGGAGGGGCAGAUGGCUUUGAGCUUGGAUGUGCCGGGGGAGAGACUGUCGGAACCGGAGGCAGAGAAGGCUUGGAGACGGUCGGGAUUGGAGGAAGCGAGGGCUUGGAUACAGUCGGGAUCGGAGGCAGCGAAGGCUUCGAGAUGCUUGCGGUGGGCUUUGGUUUCUCGUCUUCAGGCAGAGGAUUGCCAGCGGCAAUGCUGCUGGCGAGGAUCAGUCCUUGCUAUACGCGGUAG